AUGAAAGAGGGAAGAAAGAAAGCCAUUUUCUUGUUUCUUCUGCUCCAAAUCCACACACUUUGUAAUUCAACUUCCCUGUCAACAAAGACCAGAUGGAUCAUCGACGAAAAAUCAAGAAAACGGGUGAAGCUCACCUGUGUCAAUUGGAUCUCACAUAUGGAGCCAAUGAUUGCAGAGGGGCUCGAGAAGAAGCCCGUGAGCUACAUAGCGAGUCAGAUAGCUGCAAAUGGCUUCAACUGCGUGAGGUUCACAUGGCCGACUUUUAUGUUCACAAGAUCCAAUUACAGUGCCCUCACAGUUUCCCAAUCCCUGGAUAAGUUUAACCUGGCAGCUGCGAAAUCAGGCAUCGGGAAAAACAAUCCCCAGUUCCUGAACAUGACUGUUGUCGACGUUCAUGAGGCUGUUGUCGAUGAGCUUAGAAAGCGUAAAACCAUGGUGGUUUUGGAUAAUCAUGUCAGCAUGCCGAGUUGGUGUUGUUCCAGCGGUGAUGGCAAUGGAUUCUUUGGGGAUUCCCAUUUUGACCCUAAUGAAUGGCUUCAAGGUCUCUCUAUCGUUGCCAGGAAAUACAAGAAUAAUGCUGCGGUGAUAGGUAUGAGCUUGAGAAAUGAGCUUCGUGGGAGGAAGCAAAAGAUGGAAGAUUGGUACAAAUACAUGAAAAGGGGUGCUGAGGCAGUUCACAAAGAAAACCCUAAAGUUCUUGUAAUAGUGUCGGGGCUAAGCAGUGAUACCAAGCUCGAUUUCUUGAAGAACAAACCCUUAGGAGCAAAUGUGGGGAACAAAUUGGUUUACGAAUCACACUGGUACGGAUUCCAGACGCCGGCCGAGAAAUGGGUCGGACAGACUAACAGACAAUGUGCAGUGGAGAUCCAAAGAGCUCGGAAUAAUUACCUGUUCCUGACGACGACAGGUCCCGGACCUUUCCCUGUCAUGAUGACUGAAUUCGGGAUUGAUCAGAGAAGCACCAAUGAAGUAGACAAUCGGUUCGUUAGCUGCUUCUUGGCGGUUGCUGCAGAGUACGAUCUGGAUUGGGCACUUUGGAGUUUCCAGGGCAGCUACAUUUUGAGACAGGGGAGAGUUGGGAUCGAAGAAUUUUAUGGUGUCAUGAACUUCAAUUGGGAUGCUCCCAGAAAUCCUUCCUUCCUAAACAGGCUCAAAUUCGUCAGACAAAUCAAUCAAGUGCCGAAGCGGUCGAUCCCGUCGUACAGACUGUUCCAUCCCCAAAGCGGCGAAUGCGUGGGAAUUGGGAAGAAGAAGAGGGUCCGUUUAGGUAGCUGCAAAACUGCGAGCAGAUGGGAGAAACACGAGGAAGGGGGGCCGAUCAAGCUGUGGGGGAAGGGGUUGUGCGUCGGCGUAGUUGGGGAGGGCGCCGGCGCCGGCGUGGCUGAGGAUUGCGGGUGUGACGACAUUGGGAGCAGAUGGAAGUCGGUGUCGGCGUCGGGGCUGCAUUUGGGUGCGCAACACGGGCGUGUUGGUGGGGGAUACCUAUGCUUGGAGAGGAAUGGUUCCGACGCGGCGCUGGUUACGCGGAAGUGCCUUUGCGUCGGAGAUGACCUUCGAGACUUUCCUCAAUGUGCCGACGAUCCGCAACUUCAGUGGUUUAAAUUUGUCCCUGUAAAUGCAUGA
Molecule: messenger RNA, 1623 nt
Organism: Andrographis paniculata
Lineage: Eukaryota; Viridiplantae; Streptophyta; Magnoliopsida; Lamiales; Acanthaceae
Product: glycosyl hydrolase 5 family protein-like
Exons: 3
Coding region: 1-1623 (540 amino acids)
Molecular function (GO): hydrolase activity, hydrolyzing O-glycosyl compounds
Source: RefSeq, a predicted model, not a curated record